Molecule: messenger RNA, 1256 nt
Organism: Osmia bicornis bicornis
Lineage: Eukaryota; Metazoa; Arthropoda; Insecta; Hymenoptera; Megachilidae
Gene: Ski6
Product: exosome complex component RRP41
Exons: 3
Coding region: 353-1174 (273 amino acids)
Biological process (GO): rRNA catabolic process; U4 snRNA 3'-end processing; poly(A)-dependent snoRNA 3'-end processing
Cellular component (GO): nuclear exosome (RNase complex); nucleolus; cytoplasmic exosome (RNase complex)
Source: RefSeq, a predicted model, not a curated record
UUGCAAAACAAAGUGACGAAAUGUGAUUGCGCCUUUUUGAUUUAAAUGCGAAGUAUGAUUGGUUCAACUUUAUAAGACUAGACAUGUCUUUGAUUUCGACGACACGUGUUUACAGGGUCCUAGACACCCUAGGACAUUACAUUACAUUACAAAUUGACUUUACUCGGGCUUAGCCCAGAGAUGGCGUUCAAAACAGGGUCAGGUCGGUAUCUAAAGAGCGCCACAUCUAUAUAAAUCAGUGGCACAGUCACGAUCCUUUGAGAACAAAGGCAUGUCCAAUGUCCAGUCUUCUACUAUUUGUAGUCACUGGUAAAACACUGUAUUUAUAAACACAUGAAAUUUGUAAAGAAAAAUGAUCGAAACAGAAAAUAUUGAAGAUCAAAAUGGAUUACGUCCAGAUGGUAGACGAGCAUUAGAAUUAAGACAAAUUCGUGUAAAAAUGGGAGUUUUUGGUCAAGCUGAUGGAAGUGCUUAUAUCGAACAGGGUAACACAAAAAUUUUGGUUACAGUAUAUGGGCCGCAUCAGCCACGAGGUUCUACAGGAAGGAAUACCGGAAAAGUUACUAAAGGCAUAGUAAAUUGUCAAUAUAGUAUGGCAGUAUUCAGUUUAUCUUCUGGAGAACGUAAACGAAAACCACGUGGUGAUAGAAAAUCCCAAGAAAAAUCACUUCAAUUAAAACAUGCCAUGGAAGCAAUAAUACAUUUAGAAUUAUAUCCACGUUCACAAAUAGAUAUUUAUGUAGAAGUAUUACAAGUUGAUGGAAGUGAGUACUGUGCAUCUAUAAAUGCAGCUACACUUGCUUUGAUUGAUGCUGGAAUUCCUAUUAAGAAUUAUGCUAUAGGUUGUACUGUAACAUUAACUAAUUCUUCAUCUUUAGAAAAUGAAGAUAGUUCAUUAGGAACAGGAGUAUUAGAUGCAAAUUAUAUAGAAGAAUGUGCUCCUGGUGUUACAUUAUCUGUUAUUGCUUUACCCCAUAGUGAUGGUAUAUCAAGGGAUGGUUUAAUAGUAGUAGCACAAGGAGCAGGACAAAGGUUGCAUUUAUCACAUUUUGAAUCUUUAAAAGAUCGUGUGUUAUAUGGAUGUCAGGAUAUAAAAACUAUUUUAGAUCAAGCAGUUAGACAUUAUUUAACAGAGCAGUCUCUCCCUUCACUUUUUCAUGCCACACUAGAUUAAAAAUAUCGGUAAAAAUUGAACACUAAAGUAUCCUAAAAUAAUAUACUUCAAUUUUUUUUUUAAUAAAGAUAUACAAAACUUA